This is a messenger RNA of Acaulospora morrowiae, 522 nucleotides long. The record is from the annotation of a GenBank genome assembly. NCBI's taxonomy places the organism in Eukaryota, Fungi, Glomeromycota, Glomeromycetes, Diversisporales, Acaulosporaceae.
AUGGCAAUACCAGUGGAAGAAUGGUACUACGAAGUACCCUUUAUUACGAGGACAUAUGUUACAGCAGCAGUUCUAACGAGCUUAGCGGUGCAAGUUGGCCUAGUGAAUCCAUUUCAACUUUAUUUCAAUUUUGACAAAAUUUUUUAUGAUCGUCAGCUUCUGUCACCACUUUCAAAUAUGUUGUUCUUGGGAUCACCAUUGGCAUUUACAUUAGUAUAUAUAUGGUCGCGAAGAAAUCCUUUUAUAAGGUUAAACUUUGUAGGUCUAUUUGUUUUCAGUGCACCAUUUCUUCCUUGGGUUUUACUAGGAUUUUCUCUACUAUUGAAUAAUGUUUUCCCUGUUGGUGAUGUCAUGGGAAUUGUUGUGGGUCAUGUAUAUUAUUUCUUUGAGGAUGUAUGGCCAAACGAAAGGGGACGACGAUGGUUAAAAACGCCGCAAUUAAUUGUACGUAUGUUUGAAGGUGUUCAAGUUGAUCAGUUGGAAAAUGAAGCAGCCGCCAAUCCUCCAACGAAUAACACUUAA